This is a messenger RNA of Aspergillus terreus NIH2624, 1062 nucleotides long. Its product is annotated as 3-methyl-2-oxobutanoate hydroxymethyltransferase ECM31. Gene Ontology annotation, cellular component: mitochondrion. Gene Ontology annotation, molecular function: 3-methyl-2-oxobutanoate hydroxymethyltransferase activity; magnesium ion binding. The transcript has 2 exons. Lineage: Eukaryota; Fungi; Ascomycota; Eurotiomycetes; Eurotiales; Aspergillaceae. Gene Ontology annotation, biological process: pantothenate biosynthetic process. The coding region runs from base 1 to 1062 and encodes 353 amino acids. The record is from RefSeq and is a predicted model, not a curated record.
AUGGCUGCAUCUACAAGGACGACAGUGGCCUGUUUGGCCCGCGCUGCAGUCCAUAUCCCUGUCCGGACUGGCCCUGCAACGAACCUCGCGCCUCUCCUUGCAGCUAGACACUCUCCCCCUGUUCACCGAGCCAGUCCCGCCUGUUAUGUCCCUGUCCGCCAUAGCUCCCACUCGCCGUUGGGCGCCGUCUCCGCCAACCCGAGAAAGAAAGUCACCAUGCAGACCCUACGCAGUUUAUACAAGAAAGGCGAGCCCAUCACCAUGCUGACAGCGCACGACUUCCCCAGCGGCCAUGUCGCCGACGCCGCCGGCAUGGAGAUGGUUCUCGUCGGGGACAGUCUGGCCAUGGUGGCGCUGGGCAUGGAGGAUACCAGCGAGGUCGUCAUGGAGGAGAUGAUCCUACAUUGUCGGAGUGUGGCCCGCGCGGCCAAAAGUUCUUUCACGGUCGCGGAUCUGCCCAUGGGGUCGUACGAGGUGUCGCCGGAGCAGGCGGUGCAGUCGGCCAUCCGCAUCGUCAAGGAGGGGCGCGUGCAGGGCGUGAAGCUGGAGGGCGGCGCGGAGAUGGCGCCGACCAUCAAGCGCGUCACGCAGGCGGGCAUCCCCGUCGUCGGCCACAUCGGGCUCACGCCGCAGCGGCAGAACGCCCUCGGCGGGUUCCGCGUGCAGGGCAAGUCGACCGCCGGCGCGUUGCGGCUGCUGAAGGACGCGCUGGCCGUGCAGGAGGCUGGGGCGUUCAUGGUGGUUCUCGAGGCGGUGCCGGCGGAGGUCGCGGCGAUCAUCACGAAGAAGCUGCGCGUGCCGACGAUUGGCAUUGGCGCUGGGAAUGGCUGCUCCGGUCAGGUCCUCGUGCAGAUUGAUAUGACGGGGAAUUUCCCGCCGGGGCGGUUCCUGCCCAAGUUCGUGAAGAAGUACGCGGAUGUCUGGGGGGAGGCGAUCAAGGGUAUUGAGCAGUAUCGCGAGGAGGUCAAGAGCCGGGCGUAUCCGUCGGAGGAGUAUACGUAUCCGAUUCCGAAGGAGGAGCUGGAGGAGUUUGAAAAGGUGGUCGACCAGAUUCACCAGUGA